AUGACCACCGAACACGACAUCGACUCUGCGAAGUCGGGCAAUAUGCCCCCGGGGAUGACACCAAUGGGUGAUACUCGAACACAGUCAAUUGAGGACUCUAUGAAGCGCAGCAAGGAGUUCCGAGACUUGUUUCCGGACGUCGACUUUGGCGGAGGCGUUAUCGAACCCACAGUCAACCUCACUUUUGACCUGAAGGAUAAAGUCGACGAAGAAAACCGGAAGCGCCACGAGGGGCUGAUGGCACAGAUGUUCGAGCACGUUGCUGAACCCGCUCAGGCUGAACACUUCUUCUGGAAGGCAAGAGAGUGCCUGGAAGCUUACCCGGAGGUUCUGUCGCAGUUUGACAAGAUAUACCUUAACGGCAGGCCAGUGUCGGUGAUGAUUGGGCAGUUGAAUGAGGCCUUCUCCCUUCAGAAGGCCAACAUGGCGGGAAGUAGCAAGAUAAGCCAGGCGUGA
Molecule: messenger RNA, 456 nt
Organism: Colletotrichum chrysophilum
Lineage: Eukaryota; Fungi; Ascomycota; Sordariomycetes; Glomerellales; Glomerellaceae
Exons: 2
Coding region: 1-456 (151 amino acids)
Source: RefSeq, a predicted model, not a curated record